AUGUCGCGAUCAGCUUCCACAGAUGCAAGUGGCGAUCUUAAGCGUCAAAAGACAGGGCUUGCACCACUUGAUGCCAGUCGACUUGUGGUGAAGCGGAAUGAAAAUCCUCGCACGUGUCCUGAUGCUAAGGAUCUGGUAUUCGGCAAGACGUUUACGAACCAUAUGCUGACAGUUCCUUGGAAUAAGACCACUGGUUGGGGUGAACCAAAGAUUGAAGCUUACGGCCCCUUCCAACUAGAUCCUAGCACCACUGUCUUGCAUUAUGCUUCGACAUUGUUUGAAGGUCUGAAGGCCUACCGUGACCCUCAAGACAAGAUUCGACUCUUCCGUCCCAACAAAAAUAUGGAGCGCAUGAACCGCAGCGCUGAGCGACUUUGCCUUCCUACUUUUGAUGGAGACGAGCUAAUCAAGCUCAUCAAGAAGCUUGUGGACCUUGACCAGGAUUGGGUACCCAAAGAAGAUGGCUAUUCCUUGUACAUUCGCCCCACUUUAAUUGGUGCACAGGCUUCGUUGGGUGUUGCUGACAAUACGGAAGCCUUGCUUUUUGUGAUUCUUUCUCCCGUUGGACCGUAUUACUCCACGGGUGUGAAGCCUGUUGCACUGGAAGCCAAUUUAGAUUACGUCCGAGCAUGGCCAGGCGGUUCUGGUAAUGCGAAGCUUGGCGCUAACUACGCACCAGGCGUGCUUCCUGCUAAGGAAGCAUCUUCUCGUGGGUAUCAACAGAUCCUAUGGCUAUUUGGUGAAGAGCAUUGGCUUACUGAGGUGGGCACAAUGAACAUGUUCGUCGUUCUAAAGAAAGACGAUGGUGUUCUUGAAGUCGUGACGCCACCUCUCAAUGGAAUGAUUCUGCCCGGUGUGACACGCGAUUCCAUUCUCGAAAUACUGCGUGACCACCAGUCCGGGAAGAUCCAACUUGAGGGUGUGCCGAAGAUCGAAGUGAACGAACGUGAAAUCAAUAUGAAGGAAAUUCUUGAGGCUUCAAAGAACGGUACCUUAGAGGAGAUGUUCGGUGCUGGUACAGCAGCUGUUGUCAGCCCCGUGAACAAAAUUGGUUACAAUGGCCAGGACAUUGAUGUUCCGGUUACAUCGAGCGGCUUCGGUAUUAUUGCUGAGCCUGUAUUGAAGCAACUCUCUGACAUCCAAUGGGGCAAGAUUGACCACCCUUGGUCAACCCCCGUGCAAAGUGACUGA
Molecule: messenger RNA, 1191 nt
Organism: Malassezia sympodialis ATCC 42132
Lineage: Eukaryota; Fungi; Basidiomycota; Malasseziomycetes; Malasseziales; Malasseziaceae
Gene: BAT1
Product: Mitochondrial branched-chain amino acid (BCAA) aminotransferase
Biological process (GO): L-leucine biosynthetic process; L-valine biosynthetic process
Cellular component (GO): mitochondrion
Molecular function (GO): branched-chain-amino-acid:2-oxoglutarate transaminase activity
Source: RefSeq, a predicted model, not a curated record